CAUAUUAUUUAUUUCUACCAGCUAAUGAUUCCAAAGUCCAAAGACAAUAAAUAUUUUGUCACUUUGGAAAUUCCUAAGCCGCUGGAGAUCGUCCCCGCAAAUCGGAUUUCGCGUGCAUUUUUGAUAACACCUAAUGUACCAAUUAGCUGCGCAUUCAAUUGUUUGUUAAAAGGAUUUGGUGCAGACUAUGAAAGGUUUUGGCCACAACAGUCGGGCUUCAUUCAGUUCGUUGUGGGUCCUAAUAGUAUUCAAGGUCAGCUCAAGGCUAGACGCAAGAUGAGGUAUCAGUAAAACGCGUAGAGCGAGAGAUAGCCAUCAGUCAUUCAGCGCCCUUUUUCCAAGGAUUACAAUCAUCACUUAGCCGCGGGCCUAUCUCGCUCGGUUUUAAGCACUAAACAAGACGACCCGUGGUUCAGGCGAUGGAAGCGACGCAAGCGAGCAAGCAAAGAUCGAUGUUAAAAACCAGGACCGUGUUCUACUUGAGUGUGGUCGUUUGCCUGCUCUGUUUAACAGAUGGGUCAACAGCGGAAGCUCAAUCUGUGACAGCGAACACAAAGUAUGGAGAGAUUAAAGGUUCAGUCGUCUCAUAUGCAAACAGUAAUGGUCGUGUAAAGUCGCUAAAGACCUUUGUCGGAGUUCCAUACGCCUCCCCUCCGCUUGGGAAGCUACGAUUUGUACCGCCUCGACCUCCGAAGAGCUGGAGUCCGAGAAUAUACGAAGCUACCCGGUAUGGCAAUGUUUGUUUACAAGACACUAGCAAACGAAUAUUAUCUAGCAUCAAAACCCUCAUUCCCGGCAUAGCUGACCCCGCUGCUAUGCUAUCGGAAGAUUGUUUAUAUCUUAAUAUCGUAGAGCCGGGGGAGCCCCCGAUAUCAGAUAAGUACCCCGUGAUGGUCUAUAUACCCGGUCAGGACUAUUCCUCCGGUACAUCCCUAGAUUCGCUAGGUCACGCCUUGGCUUUGAAGGAAGUCGUAGUGGUUUCAAUACAGUACCGACUUGGACCCUUUGGCUUUCUGACAAGUGAAAAAGGAGAAUCGGUUCAAGGGAAUCAAGGACUUUUGGAUCAGGUUCAGGCAUUGAAAUGGGUCAAAGAAAACAUCGAGAAUUUUAACGGGGAUCCUAGCCAAGUAACGAUAUUCGGUCACGGUGCUGGUGGAUCGAGUGUUGCGUUACAUAUCAUCUCUCCCUUGUCAAAAGGCCUUUUUCACAAUGCCAUUUCUAUGAGCGGUGCAGCUCUCGUCCCUUGGGCUACCUGUGGCAAGGACUCACUGAUAUCGAAUACAAAUGCGCUUGCGCACAACGUAGGCUGUCAAUCACCUGACAUGGUCACGUGUCUACAGAGUGUCGAUCCAUGGCUGAUACUUAACGCGAGCAAAACGCUACACUUGAACCGGACACAGCAAAUUUCGGAUUUCAACUUCCGGUGGUGCCCAGUUGUCGACGGCCGCUUCUUACCGGAGGAGCCUAUUGCGCUGUUGCGCACGGGCAGAUUCGCGCGAGUGCCUUAUAUAGCAGGCUUGGCCGCUAAUGAGUACGCGGACUUGUUGAAGAGUAACCUUAGGCGACUGUACGGAAUCACCCAACUCACACACGGCAUAAACGCCUCCAUCUUUGGUCAUUUCACUCAGCGAUUCGCACAGAACAUACAACCAAGCAAACGCUACGGUGGAUUACUGGCUGAUGCCAUGGGGUUUGAAUACUAUCCAUGGCCUAGGUAUCCGGCCCAUAAUAUAAACCCUGGCUUGCUACAAAAAGCCAUCGACUUCGGCUCGGAUUUCUACUUUUCCGCGCCAGUGCAGUCUGCGCUGAUCAUGCACAACGUGUUCGCACGCACCUAUAUGUACGUAUUCGACCAUUGCUCCGCCGCGGAGAGCUGGAGAGGAGCUGCGCACGCAGACGAUCUGAGGUUCCUAUUCAGAAACUCGACACAGGCAUCCCACAAAGAGGAACUCGACAUAAGUCAAGCUAUGGUAACCCUGUGGACAAAUUUUGCCAAAUAUGGCAACCCAACCCCGUUUGGACCUGUUUAUGGGUCUCUGUGGAACGAGUUUAACCGGUCAGACCAGGUUUAUCUGAGUAUUGGGGGGCCGAAGGGGGUCUUGAGCAUGGGUAAGAAUUACCACGGUAGCCGUACCGCCUUCUGGAAUUACUUUUACCCGAAGUUAAUGAACGAAAGUCCAGAAUGCGAAGUGAUGCCUCAAGAAAACAAUGGCGAUAAAGCAGUACUUUCCAAGGUUUAUUUUGCUAUGAUGUGUUCCAUUCCGUUCCUUACUCGGUUUACAUGACGCUAACAUAUUUAACAAGAAGGGGGGCAGGGGACGUUCUGCAAUAAAAAAAAAAACUCGCGUCUUCAAAGAUAUAUCCACAAUGUACGAAUUAUUUGAUGUAAAUUUAUUACAGUGUACAGAAAAUGAAAAUAAAGAAAAAAACUA
Molecule: messenger RNA, 2432 nt
Organism: Nematostella vectensis (starlet sea anemone)
Lineage: Eukaryota; Metazoa; Cnidaria; Anthozoa; Actiniaria; Edwardsiidae
Product: cholinesterase 1
Exons: 1
Coding region: 420-2285 (621 amino acids)
Biological process (GO): modulation of chemical synaptic transmission; postsynaptic membrane assembly; chemical synaptic transmission
Cellular component (GO): synapse; cell surface
Molecular function (GO): signaling receptor activity; neurexin family protein binding
Source: RefSeq, a predicted model, not a curated record